This is a messenger RNA of Ricinus communis (castor bean), 3900 nucleotides long. Its product is annotated as DNA-directed RNA polymerase 1B, mitochondrial. Gene Ontology annotation, biological process: mitochondrial transcription. Gene Ontology annotation, molecular function: DNA-directed RNA polymerase activity; DNA binding. Bases 187 to 3180 code for a protein of 997 amino acids. The transcript is spliced from 19 exons. Gene Ontology annotation, cellular component: mitochondrial DNA-directed RNA polymerase complex. The record is from RefSeq and is a predicted model, not a curated record. Lineage: Eukaryota; Viridiplantae; Streptophyta; Magnoliopsida; Malpighiales; Euphorbiaceae.
GUUUUAAGGAGGGUUUAAAAAGCGGCUACUUUCGCCAUUGGCCUCUUUCAAUUAUUUGAGAGAUUCUCAUUUCUCCUUGCUCAAAUAUUUCAUCGAUUCCCUUCAUUAAUGUCUUUAUCUUUCUUUUCAAUUACAUUGAUUUGAAGAUUAGAUUUCCGUUCUUCUUUAUUCUUUCACUUGCCAAUAAUGUGGAGAAACUUUGCCAGAAGAACCUCUUUGUCUUCAAAGAAGCUUAAUUUCUCUUCAGAUUGUACACAACUCAAUCAAGAUUUAGACAUUCUUCAAAAAGUCAGACACCCAGAAGCUCAAACACUCCUAUGUUCACCUUAUUCGUUUCUGGGUUCUCGCCGAAUUAGUGGAUUAUCUUCUCAGAAUCAUGAAUUUAUCAAACCCAGUUUCACAAAUUUAACAAACCCGUUCGGGUUUUCUCAUUUCUUGUUCAAGGGUUAUGCAACUGCAGCUGCACAAGUAAUUGCUUCAACGGACGAAUCAGAUUUUUCUGGGUGUGAUGAAUUGCAAGAGCAGAUAGAGGAAAUCAAUAAACACCACAAGAAAAUGGAUGCACACUUUAGGCAACAACAGCAGCAGCAACAGCGAAAGAAAACAAUAGCUGGUAUGGGCAUAGGCAAAUACACCAUACUUAAAAAGAGACAAAUAAAGAUGGAGACUGAGGCAUGGGAAGAAGCAGCUAGAGAGUAUCAAGAAUUGUUAACUGACAUGUGUGAGCAGAAACUAGCUCCCAAUUUGCCUUAUAUAAAGUCUCUGUUUUUGGGUUGGUUCGAGCCUUUGAGAGAUGCUAUUGCUAAAGAGCAGGAAUUGAGUAGGGAAAAGAAUAAUAAGUUGUCUCAUGGACCUUAUUUCGAUGCAUUGCCUGCGGAUAUGAUGGCUGUUAUUACUAUGCAUAAAUUGAUGGGAUUGUUGAUGACAACUAAUGGUGGGAAUGGGAGUGUUAGGGUGGUUCAAGCUGCCUGUGCUGUUGGUGAGGCAAUUGAGCAUGAGGCUAGGAUACACAGGUUCUUGGAAAAGACAAAGAAGAAAAAGAAAAGCACAAAAAAUGAGGAACCUGAAGGUAAAUUGGAACCUGUGACCAGUGACGCAGAGAAACUUGCUAAAGAACAGGAGAAACUGAGGAAAAAAGUCACUGAACUCAUGAAAAAGCAAAAGGUUCAGCAAGUAAGAGGUCUAACGAAGGGCCAUGAUGAUUCAAUGCCCUGGGGUCAGGAAGCACAGGUUAAGGUUGGCUGCCGGUUGAUUCAAUUGUUAAUUGAAACAGCCUAUAUACAACCUCCAGUCAAUCAAUUGGGAGAUGGUCUACCUGAUAUUCGCCCUGCAUUUAUGCACACCCUCAAAAAUGUCAUGAAAGACACACAGAAAACUAGCCGGAGAUACGGUGUUAUUGAAUGUGACCCAAUUGUUCGUAACGGCCUUGAGAAAUCUGCCAGGCACAUGGUCAUCCCUUACAUGCCAAUGUUGGUUCCUCCUUUGAAUUGGGAAGGGUAUGAUCAAGGUGCAUACUUAUUUUUGCCAUCCUAUGUUAUGCGGACCCAUGGAGCAAAGCAACAACGUAAUGCAGUUAAAAGGACUCCAUGGAAACAAUUAGAGCCUGUUUAUGAGGCCCUCAAUACACUAGGAAAUACGAAGUGGAGAAUAAAUAAGAAGAUACUUACAGUAGUUGACAGAAUAUGGGCUAAUGGAGGCCGUCUAGCUGGUUUGAUUGACCGUGAAGAUGAACCUUUGCCUGAAGAGCUAGAAACAGAAGAUGAAAAUGAAAUUAAAAAAUGGAAGUGGAAAGUGAAAAAUGUGAAGAAAGAGAAUAGCGAGAGACAUUCACAGCGGUGUGAUAUUGAACUUAAACUUGCUGUUGCUCGGAAGAUGAAGGAUGAGGAUGGCUUCUACUACCCUCAUAACCUUGAUUUUCGUGGCCGUGCUUACCCUAUGCACCCACAUUUGAACCAUCUUGGCUCUGAUAUGUGUCGCGGUAUUCUGGAGUUUGCAGAGGGGCGCCCUCUUGGGAAGUCUGGCUUCCGCUGGCUGAAGAUACAUUUGGCAAAUGUAUAUGCUGGUGGUGUAGACAAGUUAUCCUAUGAGGGUAGGGUAGCAUUUACUGAGAAUCAUCUGGAUGAUAUUUUUGAUUCUGCAGACCGCCCUCUUGAAGGAAGGCGCUGGUGGUUGGGUGCAGAGGAUCCUUUUCAAUGCUUGGCAACAUGUUUUAAUCUCGCAGAAGCAUUUAGAAGCUCCUCUCCAGAAACUACUAUUUCACAUAUGCCCAUCCACCAGGAUGGUUCCUGCAACGGUUUGCAACACUAUGCUGCCCUUGGAAGGGACAAGUUGGGAGCAGCUGCAGUCAAUCUUGUUAGUGGAGAGAAACCUGCAGAUGUAUACUCGGGAAUAGCCGCCAGGGUUCUUGAUAUAAUGAGGACAGAUGCGGAGAAAGAUCCUGGAACUAAUCCAAAUGCAUUGCAUGCUAAGCUUUUAAUCAAUCAGGUCGACAGGAAAUUGGUGAAGCAGACAGUGAUGACAUCAGUGUAUGGUGUCACUUAUAUUGGUGCUCGUGACCAAAUCAAAAGAAGGUUAAAAGAACGUGAUGCUGUUGCAGAUGAUCCAUCCUUGUAUGCUGCAUCUUGCUAUGCGGCAAAAACCACCUUGAUGGCUUUAGAGGAGAUGUUUGAAGGUGCUAGAAGUAUCAUGGCCUGGCUUGGUGAAUGUGCAAAGGUAAUAGCUUCAGAAAAUCAACCUGUGCAAUGGACCACUCCUCUUGGACUUCCUGUUGUACAACCUUAUAGACAGUUGGGAAGGCAUCUUAUUAAGACUUCCCUUCAGAUGCUGGCAUUACAAAAGGAAACAGACAAGAUAAUGGUAAAGCGUCAAAGAACAGCUUUUCCACCAAACUUUGUUCAUUCCCUUGAUGGUUCUCACAUGAUGAUGACUGCUGUUGCCUGCAAACAUGCAGGCUUGAACUUUGCAGGAGUCCAUGAUUCAUACUGGACACAUGCAUGCGACGUUGACGAGAUGAAUAGGAUACUUAGAGAAAACUUUGUUGAACUCUAUGAGGCACCGAUACUAGAGAAUUUGUUGGAAGGCUUUCAGAAGUCAUUCCCCAAGUUGAAGUUUCCUCCCUUACCGGAUCGAGGAGACUUUGAUCUUAGAGAUGUUCUGGAGUCUCCCUAUUUUUUCAACUAGUCUGUGAGCGUUUCCUCCAAGUGUAUCUUCAUAUAUCUGUCAUGCAGUUGGCAAGUGAUGACAGUUAUAUCCGCUCAAACCUGUGCAUGCAUUUGUGAAGCUCACGAGUACCAAGCAACCAAUUGGUGGAGUAAAGGCUGGGAAGAAAAGACUCCAGGUUUGCACACAAUGGGUCUCCAAGUCCGACAAGUUCGUCUGUACAUAUAACCAUCAGCAGGAGAUACCCCUUGCAAUCCUGGCUCUGCACUUCAAAUUUGGCAGUCUUUGGAUGCAUUUGGCAACUAUAUAAGGAAUUAAGGUAGUGCAAGAUGCUGUAUGGCCAACAGCAGCUCGAAUUACUAAAACAAGCCAUAUUGUCCUAAGCUGGGCUAUGUGCAAAAGGGCAUCAAAGCUUCAGCAGAGUAGGAAUAAUAUAUUAUAUUAAUGAAGUGAUUCAAAUGGAUUCAAGAAGUUUCGGAGCUUUUCCAGCGAAACUGCAUCUUCAGAGAUGCUGACUGCAAUAGGUUUUUAUAGGUUUCAAACAAUAAAAGCAAUGGAAGAGCAGCAUAGGAAUUGACAGGCUUGUGUUCUGUGGCAGUUUGCCACCUCUUUACGCAUUGUUUUGCAGUAUCUGUGAUUAUGUUUUUCUUCUUAUGACUGGUUAUUGUCCGUCCUGCUAUUAUUGAAAGCAAGUUGUUUUGUUUAUACGCAAGUAAAAUAAUACAUGGUUAAUUUUUUUAA